GAGGAGGGAGCUGAACACGAUGUUGCUCAAGAAAAUAAAUACUCUCUUAUUCUAAUAUACCAGAUUUCGACACCUGUAUAGAUGUGUAGAAUCCUUUGGAAGACUUCCAGUUGACGGUGAUACUGGUGCUUAGCCUAGCCUACUGCAGACUAGGCUACAAUGAGGAUCGCCAAGAUUGUAGGCUAUUUGAAGCCGAUUGGGCCAAUUGUUGUCGGUAUCUCUUUGGGAUUUACGUUGAGUUUGUUAAGCGUGUCUUGGGUUGAUGACAUUUGUGACCCGUCUUGGAAAGGACAUUAUAUUGAAGAAAUUUCUUCUAAGGAAGAUCUGAAAGCGACUAGGAAAUCCAAUUCAUUCCUACUGGAGGAUGAUGACGACGAAGACAUUCAGCCACGAAUUAUAACUUACAAACCUAUCCAACAACAAGGAGAAGCUAAAAGGCCUUUCAGAUCCAAAUAUGCCAGCACAGAGCUUGGCAUCCGAGAUAACCUCUUUGUGGGCGUUCUUACAUCCAAGAACACCAUAAACACCCUGGGGGUGUCUGUCAACCACACCAUCAGCCACCACCUGGGCUCGGUGGUGUUCUUCACCGGCAUGAACAGCCACAAGACGCCCCACGGCAUGCAGGUGGUCACCCACGGUGACGAGCGCCCCGUCUGGAACAUGUACCAGACCAUCAAGUACAUCCUGGAGCAUUACAUCGACGAAUACAACUGGUUCUACUUGGCGCAAGACGACACGUACACCCAGGCGGACCGCGUCAAGGCCCUGGUCCCUCACCUGAGCAUGAACCUCAUGCUCUACAUGGGCAGUCCCGAGGAGUUCAUUGGCGGCGAGAUGCAGGACAGGUACUGUUAUGGGGGCUUUGGCUACCUGAUCUCCCGGCCCCUGCUGCUCCGACUCAAUGACUUCUUGGAGAACUGUAGGGACGGUAUCCUCACAACCCGGCCUGAUGAGUGGCUGGGGAGGUGUAUCAUCGAAAACACCAACACCAACUGCGUGGAUGAGUACAAGGGUCUGCACUAUGACCGCUUUGAAAUGGGCAAAAACUCUGACCUGAGCAAAGAGCAGAGUGACCAGUUCAAGACCAUCCUCACAGUCCAUCCAGUCUCUGACCCAGAGCAGAUGUACAGACUACACAAAUACUUCACCGAGAUUGAGCUGCAGAAAUCCUACCAGGAGAUUGAAAAGCUGCAGGCAGAAAUAAAGAACUUCAGUGCCAUAGCUUUUGAAGGUAACCGAAGUGGCAUGUGGCCUAUCGGGGUCAAUCCACCCUUUGAACCAAAGACCCGCUUUGAGGUCUUGAAGUGGGAGUACUUCACAGAGGACACCAUCUACUUGUGUCUGGACGGUUCGCCAAAGUGUGAGCUCCAGGGCAUCGACAAGAUGGAUGUGGCAGAUGUUAUCGACAUUGCCAUGGGGGAGCUGAACAAGAAGUACAAGCCAGUGCUCCACCUGAAGAAGCAGAAGCUCAUCAAUGGCUACCGGCGCUUCGACCCCACCCGGGGCAUGGAGUACAUGUUGGACCUGCAGAUGGAGGUGGUCACUCAGAAGGGCCGCAGCCGCUCUAUCACAAAGCGUGUCCAGCUGGUCCGGCCCCUGAGCAACCUCGAGAUCAUUCCCAUGCCGUACGUCACCGAGGCCACCAAGGUCUUUAUCAUCUUGCCUCUGGCGAAGGACGACACGGAUCAAGUGAAACCGUUCCUGGAAGAGUACGCCUCGAAUGCCUUGCAGAAGAAAGAGAACGUGGGGCUGACCGUGCUCUUCAUCUACGACUUGUUCCAGGCGCAGCACGUGCAGCAGAAUGACAUCUUUGCUAACGCGAAGGCACAGAUCACCAAGUACGAGCGAAAGUUCCCGGGGCUCAAAGUUCCCUGGAUCAGCGUCAAAACAGACAAUCCGUCCCAAAUCAAAUUCAUGGACCUCAUCUCCAAGAAGCAUCCGGUCGGCACGUUGUUCUUCACCGCCACGGUCAACACUGUGGUCAACACAGAGUUUCUCAACCGCUGCCGCAUGAACUCCAUCAGCAACUGGCAGGUCUUCUUCCCCAUCCACUUCCAGGACUUCAACCCCGACAUCGCCUACCAUGGGCAGGACCGGCCGGUCACCAUCGACCUCGUUAGAGACGCGGGCCACUUCGACCGCAACGCUUUCGCCGAGGCCUGCUUCUACAACUCCGACUACAUGGCCACGCGGACUCACAUGGCCGCCGACCUGCAGGAGAACGAGGACCUCCUGGAGACCCUGGACAUCUACGAGAUGUUCGUCAAGUACUCGAGCCUGCACGUGUUCCGAGCCAUUGAGCCGGCACUGCACCAGAAGCACGUGCACCAGACGUGCAACCCACACCUCAGUGAGGACAUCUACCACCGCUGCAUCCAGAGCAACCUGGAGGGGUUGGGCACACGGCCCCAGCUGGCUAUGGUCCUGUUUGAGCAGGAACAAGGGAACAGCACUUAGGUUGCCCCUAUAAAACUCGCCUGGAGUGGUUUACACCCUUUUUUUAACAAACUGUGGCUGCACGUUCCUCAAGGAGUCUGCUUACACUUUGUCAUUCAUUUCUAUUCACAGCAAACCAAAUUAGCAGCUAGGACUUACUGCUGCUGGUAUCUUUUUAAAACUUUGACAAGGAAGCUCUGUGGUUAAGUUUUCAUUGUUCUGAUAUUGGACAUUACGCCACUUCUCCACUUAGCUUCCACUUUUAAGGACAUGACUCUUACACAAACAGGGUAUAGUUACUCAGAAUGAAUCAGCAGGCACUGCUUAAAUGUUCACUACCAAAGUACUUUGAACGUGACUGUCAUGGACAUUUGUACAUGCUUUAACUUCGAUAUCCACAUUUUGUCUCCGUGGUGUUGGUUUUAAAAAAUCAAAUUGAUGAUUUUUUAUUUAAAUUAUUUAAAACUCAUUACUACAUAAAGGUCACAAACAUGGGCCCAAAUUUGAGGAUGGAAACAUGGCAGAAGUUGCGUGUGAAUUGUACGUCCAAAUGUCUGUAACAUGAAAGCAGGCUGUUGGUUUUCCACCAUGUUCUCAUGUACAGUACGUGGAAAGGAAUCAAAGGCAUCACAGUUAUCUAUCUAAUAAUCCAUUUUCAUUUGACAAUAUUAAGAGAAUGCCAGGUGUUAUUGAGCAAUUAAUGUAAUGUUUCCAGCCUCAGAAGAUGGCUUUUCAUGUUUUUGCAAGUGUAAGGAAACUUGAAUAGUGUUUUUAACUAAAAUGGUCAAAAUUCUUUAUCUACGUAAUUAAUUGUUAGGGAAUAGUGCACACCGGACAGUGCCUUGUGAGCUAAGAAGGUACAGUGUAAAAUCAGUUAUGCUGAGCAGAUUGGACAGCAUCUGCCAAAGAGUGCCAGUGGUGAGAAAGCUGCCAUUGUUGUUGUCACUGCACUGUUUUGUCAAAUGAAUCUCUGGAAGAUAACAUACAUCGAGUGCUUCACUGGUUGAAAUCUUGCACUAAGAAUUUUAUGGUGGGGUUGUAAGUUACUGAAACUUUCUUCUUUUGCACAUAAAUGUCUUGCGAGUUCUUUUCAUUAGGAUAUUCCUGGAGGUGUAUUUCUAAUACAUAAUUAUUCUACAUCUGAGAGAGGGAUCAUAAUCCUUCAGUCUUGUCAUUAGAAAACAGAAAACACCUUAAAUGUCUGUCUUAAAUAUGUAUUCACCAAUUUUAACCAAGUUUCUAUAAGUAUGGUGUGCCAUAUUAUAAUGCGUCCCAUUAGGUGGUCUUCAUGUAAUUCACAAAUUCACACAUCCAUUCUUCAACAUAAUAUUUCGUAUUGGCCCUUGAUGACAUUAUAAACCCCUUCUUGUUUAUUGAUAUGUAUGUGCCUUACCUUCUACACAAGCUGAAACAUGAAAGGUGGGCAAUGAACAUAAUAAUCCUGGCGUCAAACAGCCGUCUGAUAUUAAUAUAAUGUCAUGUUUUUGAAGACUAAUUUACGUAUCUGUGAAGCGCUCAAGUUCUUUUAACAACGAAUUCAGUGCCAAAGCAGACACAUGAUUGGUAAAACAAUAGUGCAAAUGAAUACUUCCAUAAUUCUGAAUACUUGGUGUGAUAACAUUUGUAAAAAGCAUUUAGAACCAGUUAAUGGUCAUGAAAUUCAAUUUUGUAUACAGUACAUUUGCAAUAUCACCACUUGCAAGUAAUAUAUAGGGAUGGAAUUCUAUUACAGAUCCAGAUAUUCCUCAAGACAGCAAGAUAUAACUCUAAGAUUUUGUCUUGAGUGCACUUAUGACACACUACAGAUGGACGAUUGUUUUGACCUACCAUACAUUACCUGUUGGGUUUCUAACCCAUGUCUUAUGUUAACCUUUAGAGUUACUGAUAUCCUUGGCAAGCAUUAUGGCAUUCAGCAGUAGACGUCACCUAUAGUUUGCAAAGAGCUUUUACAAACAAGAUCCAGAUACCUAUCAUGAUUCAGCCUAGAGGUUUAGCAGUUCUUGCAUGAAGUGUAUACAGUACUGUAAUUUCCCAACUAUUAGCCGCGGCUUAUACAUUGAUUUUGCAAAAUUUCUUCAGCUAUGAGGUUAAUACACAGGGGCAGUUAAUAUAGUAUUAAUAUGAUUUUGUUUCUCUUAAUUUGCAUAAACACUGUUCUGCGGCUAAUACACAGGAAAUUACUGUAUGUGUACAUUCAUAACACUUCCCCACUGAUGGGUACAAAGCACUGCACACUGUCUCUCUUGCUGCACUGAUGGGCAUGUGUUGUCCAUCGAAAUCAGUUGCGGAUUUCACAUUUGUCAUUUUACAAAUAUGACAAAAUGAUCCGCAUUGGUCAUUCCCCACACACUGCUCACAAAUAUUGAUCAACAUUUUUUUGUCUUUGUGUUGUAACCAUUACAAGGGUAAAGUGGUUAAAUGAGAUUUGUGCAAUACUGUAUGUUUUGAUGGUUCAGUUUGGGGAGCAGGGGUAUUUUUUUAUUAUUAUUAUUGGGGACUGAGUGAGGCCUUGUAAUGUACUGUGUAUCUGCUGGUCUUGGAGAAAGAAAGAAUAGUUUUUUCCCACUGAUACAUUGUUUACUUCUACGUUUCAUUUAGACGCACACUAAAUUCCUCUAAAGUCUUUAUAGGAGAAAUAGUUGAGUGUUUGGUGUCAGUGAUCAUUGUUAGGCUUGAAAUGAGAUUCUAUAAGAGUAUAAGGAACUAUGGUUUUGGUGUUGUCUUACACAUGUAUGUAUACUCAAUGUGUAUAUCUAUUUUUUUUUUUAUUUCUGUGAUUCUUAGUUGUCAGAAUCGGUUUGCUUUGUUUAUACCUGUACUGUAGAAUAGAUUCAGUUUUGUGUUAAACCAAUCUAUUCUGGCACAAGACAAAAGGCAUCUGUGAACAUUAUAUGUGAAUAAUAUGAAAUGCAUUUAUAUUUCCCAAAUAAACACACCCUGCAAAAAAACAAAACAAACAUAUUUU
Messenger RNA from Alosa alosa (allis shad), 5401 nucleotides. It is a transcript of the gene chpfa, whose product is annotated as chondroitin polymerizing factor a. The record is from RefSeq and is a predicted model, not a curated record. The transcript has 4 exons. Gene Ontology annotation, cellular component: Golgi cisterna membrane. Gene Ontology annotation, molecular function: glucuronosyl-N-acetylgalactosaminyl-proteoglycan 4-beta-N-acetylgalactosaminyltransferase activity. Lineage: Eukaryota; Metazoa; Chordata; Actinopteri; Clupeiformes; Clupeidae. The coding region runs from base 160 to 2457 and encodes 765 amino acids.